Messenger RNA from Poecilia reticulata (guppy), 1581 nucleotides. RefSeq lists its product as uncharacterized. Lineage: Eukaryota; Metazoa; Chordata; Actinopteri; Cyprinodontiformes; Poeciliidae. The record is from RefSeq and is a predicted model, not a curated record.
CAGCCCGCCUCCUCCUCCUCGUUUCUCUUCUCCUCCUCCUCCGUGUCUCUCCCAGUUCUCUCCAUCACUCCGUGAGCUUCGCCUCUCCUCCUCUUCCUCGGGGUUUCCUCCUCAGACCAGCACCAUGUUCCUGACGUGAGGUCGGUCAGCCUGAGCGGUCGGUGUGUUUUCGGACCGGCUGGAUGCUGUGAGCGGCGGGAAGGCAGAGCGGACCUUCAUCCUCCACUGAGUGCCUCUGUUCGGUGAAGCAGCAGCAGCAGCAGCAGCAGCAGCAGCAGCAACAUGGAUCUGUCCUUCAUGGCCGCGCAGAUCCCAGUCAUGACUGGGGCCUUCAUGGACUCCUCACCCAACGACGACUACAGCGGCGAGCAUUCGCUCUUCAACUCUUCGGCCAGCGUCAACGCGGCGGCCUCGGCCGCCUCGGCGCACGGCCAGCCGGACGAGCAGCAGUCCAUGUCCAGCGACGCCAUCUGGCUGUGGAUCGCCAUCAUUGCGACUAUAGGGAACAUAGUGGUGGUGGGCGUGGUCUACGCCUGCACCUUCUGAUAGACAUGCUGCACCAACUCCAUCAUCCAGACGGUUUGAUGUGUGGAAACAGAACCAACAUCCUCCAUGUCUGAACUGACCUUCCUCUGAUUCUCACCUGGUUCUUUAAUCUGUUUAGAUCUGCUGAAGUUUCAAAGGUCUGAUCCGUGACGGUGAUGUGUUGACUUUGUUGUGCAGGAAGGCUGGUUUUCUCAACGCGUCUCUUUAACUGAAGAUGUUUAUGUUUAUACAAGAUGGUUAUUAACUUUAUGUUUCUUUGUUCUGCUAUUUGUUUUACUUAAAUGUCUUUUUGUGUGUUUUUCCCUGAACAGCAGCUUUCUAGUUACUGGAAAAAGAUUAAAUUGGGUCCAAAUUCUGGUUAAAUCUUAAGCAUCCAUGAAACAACCAGAACGGGUCUGGAGUCAUCCAGGUGUUUCUGACAUGCUGGACUCUGAAUGAGCUUCUUCUGUCGGGGUGAAGCCCGGCGCCGAGCUGCUGCUCCACAUUUCAGAAUGUAAAGCUGUUCUCCUCCUGACGGUCCGGUCGACCCGGUUCUGUAGGAACCAAAACUCCAGCAUCUGCUCCAGCCGCUGUGGUUCUGUUUGGUGUUCACAUAUGAAUUUGAACUGAACCAGAGUUCACUUCAACCAAACCAGACCGAGGCUUGGAGGACCACAGGUCAGAGGUCGAAUAGUGUUCAUACCUCUCCAACCGAACUGGACUUUCUAUGUAAACGGACUGGAUUCAGGUUAAAGCGGACGGAGUUGGGCUGGAGGGAAUCCAGGCUUAGAGGUGGAGAACUCCAGCUGAUCCAGAACCUUAUGCAGGUUCUGGAUUCCUGCAAACAUUUCUGGAUUCUGAGCUGAGAGAGAUGCUGGGAUUCAGACAAUCGGGGCAGCAGGACUGGAUCCACUGGAUUUUAGCAGGAACUGGAUCCACUGAAUGUUAGCAUGACGGGAUUCACUGGAUGUUAGCAGGACUGGAUCCACUGGAUGUUAGCAUGACGGGAUCCACUGGAUGUUAGCAUGACUGGAUCCACUUGAUGUUAGCAGGAAC